Messenger RNA from Leptosia nina, 1110 nucleotides. NCBI's taxonomy places the organism in Eukaryota, Metazoa, Arthropoda, Insecta, Lepidoptera, Pieridae. The record is from the annotation of a GenBank genome assembly.
AUGGGCACAGACUCCGAGCCCCCGGCCGGCGCUCAUCUGCUCUCGCUCGCCGACGUGGGGGCCCUAGGCUUCGAUUGCGCGCUCAAGCCCAUCACCACGCCGACGUCCGGAGCCCCGCCGGACCUCAACACUCCGGUGGCGACGUCAGACCUGCCCGCGUUCUUCCCGAGUCUUCUGGAGCCGCCGCCGAUUUCAGGUACUUUGCCCGGCGAUGAGCUCUCACUAGGAUGUUCUCCGCGACGACACAAGCACGAGUCGUCGCUUUCGCCCGGCGCACGCGCAGAGGACGCCAGCAACGCGUCUAGCGCCAGCGCCUCCCUCUACGGCCCCCCCUUAGGCGCCAAGCGCGCACCCUCACCGCCGCUACAGUGGCUGCUGCCCUCCGGCCCGGGCCCCGGCAGCGUCGACAAGUACUUCCAGCAGGAGUACGAGGAACGCGUCGAACUUCUGCCCCCCGAAUGCCAACAGGCCUACUGCCCGCAACAAUGCGCCCCGCAGCACUGCGAGUACCGGCCGCCGCCGCAGCCGCAGCCUCCUCAGCAGCACACCUGGGAGACGCAGGAGUACGUCGCCCCGCCGCAGCCGACCCCUGGCCCUUCGGGGAUGCCCAAGCGCGAGCCCUACCCGAGCCCGGCCGGCGACCGGCCCGUGCAGCUGGCCGAGUACAACCCCUCGACGAGCAAGGGACACGAGAUCCUCUCGCAGGUGUACCAGCAGAGCGCGCAACCCCUGCGGUUGAUGCCGGUGAAACCGCGCAAAUACCCGAACCGCCCGAGCAAGACGCCCGUGCACGAACGGCCCUACGCUUGUCCCGUGGAGGGCUGCGACCGGCGCUUCUCCAGGUCGGACGAGCUAACGAGGCACAUCCGCAUCCACACGGGCCAGAAACCGUUCCAGUGCCGCAUCUGCAUGCGCUCGUUCAGCCGCUCGGACCACCUGACCACGCACGUGCGCACGCACACGGGCGAGAAGCCGUUCGCGUGCGACGUAUGCGGGCGCAAGUUCGCGCGCUCCGAUGAGAAGAAGCGCCACGCGAAGGUGCACCUCAAGCAGCGACUGAAGCGCGAGCGCGCCGGGCCCUCGCACGAGCACGGGCACGCGCCACUCUAG